Lampris incognitus (smalleye Pacific opah) is the source of this 497-nucleotide messenger RNA. RefSeq names its product myosin light chain 5-like. Lineage: Eukaryota; Metazoa; Chordata; Actinopteri; Lampriformes; Lampridae. Bases 18 to 464 code for a protein of 148 amino acids. The record is from RefSeq and is a predicted model, not a curated record. Gene Ontology annotation, cellular component: cytoplasm. Gene Ontology annotation, molecular function: calcium ion binding. The transcript is spliced from 6 exons.
CCUCCAACGUCUUCUCCAUGUUUGAACAAACUCAGAUCCAGGAGUUCAAGGAGGCCUUUACACUUAUCGACCAAAACCGUGACGGGUUUAUCGAUAAAGAAGACCUGAAAGACACGUAUGCGUCACUGGGAAAGCUGAAUGUGAAGGACGGUGAGCUGGAAGACAUGCUGAAGGAGGCCACCGGCCCCAUCAACUUCACCAUGUUCCUCAGCCUGUUUGGAGAGAAGCUUCAUGGCACAGAUCCUGAAGAUACCGUCAUAAACGCCUUCAAAAUGUUUGAUUCUGACGCCAGGGGCUACAUACACAAAGACGAAUUGCAGAACUUACUGAUGACGCAAGCAGACAAGUUCACAUCUGAGGAGGUUCAGCAGAUGUUCCAGUCAUCGGAUAUUGACGCCGGUGGCAACUUGGAUUACAAAUCCCUUUGUUACAUUAUCACACAUGGGGAGCAGCAAGAAGAGUAGAAUGACACAAGGGGCUACACAAAUAAAACUGAC